CUUGGAAAUCAUGUCGGCGCAGAAGUCGGGACGCUCAGUGUUAGAGUAGGCAAAUCCCUGUUUAACAUAACUCAUUCUGUAAUUUUUGUAUUCAAGAAUACAUUAGUCAGAGGUUAUGUUUUGAAGGAAAACAACGUAUCGUUGCAGUGUCGAUUUCUUUAGAGUUAUUUGUUUGAGCCAUGGCAUCGCUAUCAGAGGAGGUGCUGCUGGUGGUGAAAAAGGUUCGCCAGAGGAAGCAGGAUGGCACACUUUAUCUGAUGGCUGAACGUAUAGCCUGGGGUCCAGAGGGCAAAGACCGCUUCACAGUCAGCCACUUGUAUGCAGAUAUUCGCUGUCAGAAGAUCAGUCCAGAUGGUAAAUCCAAAAUCCAGCUCCAGCUGGUCCUUCACACUGGCGAGAGUACCACAUUCCACUUUUCCAAUGACAGCAGUGCACUCAAAGACCGAGAGGCUGCCAAGGAGCUGUUGCAGCAGCUACUGCCCAAGUUCAAGAAGAAAGCCAACAAAGAACUGGAGGAGAAAAACAGGAUGCUUCAAGAAGAUCCAGUGCUUUUCCAGUUAUAUAAAGAUCUCGUAGUGAGCCAAGUGAUCAGUGCAGACGAAUUCUGGGCCAACCGGUUAGGAGACAUAAACAACGCAGACCCCGCACUAUACAACAACAAACAGGAAGUCGGUAUAUCUGGAGCCUUUCUGGCAGACAUUAGACCUCAGACUGAUGGAUGCAACGGCUUGAGAUAUAAUCUGACAGCUGACAUUAUUGAGUCCAUCUUCAGAACUUACCCUGCAGUGAAGCAGAAGUAUAGUGAAAAUGUGCCUCAUAACCUGACGGAGAAGGAGUUCUGGACCCGCUUUUUCCAGUCCCAUUAUUUUCACAGAGACCGCAUCAGCACAGGAACACAGGAUAUCUUCUCAGAGUGCGCCAAGCAGGAUGAAAAGGGGUUAAAGUCUAUGGUGGUUCAAGGAGUGAAGAAUCCGUUGGUCGACCUCAUGGCGUUAGAGGAUAAGACGUUAGAUGAGGGUUACGGGGCUUGCACAACAACACCCUCAACUUCCAGCUCAAACAGGACGGUGAAGGAGAGCAGCAAUGCGGCCAUUAUAAAGCGUUUCAACCAUCACAGUGCCAUGGUGCUGGCGGCAGGCUCACGCAAGGGGGAAACACCAACUGACCAAGCUAGUGAGACGAGCAGUACAGAUGGAAACUCAAGGGAUUCUGACUUCUUCCAGCCUCCUGUAAAGAAGGUCAGAUUACAAGAAGCCAUUGAAUAUGAAGAUCUGCAAAGGGAAAACAGGCCAAAAACAAUUGCGUUAAACCUCAAGAAGUCUGACAGGUACGCCCAUGGGCCUGUGCCACUUCAGUCUCAACAGUAUACGACAAGCCAGGAUAUCAUCAACUCUGUCAACUACAUCCAGCAAGAGAUGGUCAAUUACAAACCCAACCUCACUCAGGUGUUGUCCAGCACAACCGCUAGCUCUGCUAUUGCAGCACUUUCUCCAGGUGGCAUCCUCAUGCAGGCAGGAGCACAACAAGCCAUAAAUCAGAUGGUACCUACUGAGGUUCAAGGAGAGUUAAAGCAUCUUUAUGCAGCUGCUGGAGAGUUGCUGAGACACUUCUGGUCCUGUUUUCCUGUAAACACACCAUUUUUGGAGGAAAAGGUGAUGAAAAUGAAGUCAAACCUCGAGAGAUUUCAGAUGACCAAGCUUUGUCCUUUUCAGGAGAAGAUUCAGCGUCAGUACUUAAGUACAAAUCUCACAGGGCAUUUGGAGGAGAUGUUACAGACAGCCUAUAGCAAGUUUCACAUCUGGCAAACCCGUCGCAUGAUGAGGAAAACCUGAGGUCUGAUGGUUUGUCAAAGAGAGGACAAGGAAGAUGUGAAAGUUUAUGGACAAAUGGCCUGUGAAGGUUCUCCAGACUGCUGUGAAGAAACCACAGAUCACAGUCUGAUGGGGCGUGGUUAACCAGGGGCUUAAUGAGGAUAUAGAUGGAUGCUGCUACAUCCCCAACUGUUCAACAGAGACUAAUGGCAUCUCAGUCACAAAUAACUGUAAUUAGUUUCUUUCUCUUUUGUUUGUGUUUUUUCAAUGGUUGAGAAUUUGGUAUCGGUAAUGGUUAAAUGGGACGUUCAAAAUGGUGUAAUAUGACCAAAUAGAUGGAAAGAAAGAUGGAAAAUCAUUUAAGGCACUCCGGACGACAGGCUAUCCUAUGAGAAGCAAGCAGAGGGCUGCCAACAUGUGUUUCAUCGGUGCACAGAGCAGCGAAAGAGAGAAUGGACAUAACAAGGAGCCCCUCUGAGCACCGGAUCGAUUUGUGGAGAAGAGUUUCAGAAAAUAUAAAGGCGAAAUAAAUAUAGCAAUACUGUAAAGACAUUUCACACUGGAGUGCAUUAGUUUGUGUGACUCGAAUCACACUGUCUUUGGUUUGUAAUAUCUGCACUGAAGACAAAAGUGUUACUCUAAAUUAAAGUGAGGCAUAAAGCUUUUGUUAAUGAA
Messenger RNA from Micropterus dolomieu (smallmouth bass), 2486 nucleotides. RefSeq names its product general transcription factor IIH, polypeptide 1 (gene gtf2h1). The coding region runs from base 180 to 1832 and encodes 550 amino acids. Gene Ontology annotation, cellular component: transcription factor TFIIH core complex; transcription factor TFIIH holo complex. NCBI's taxonomy places the organism in Eukaryota, Metazoa, Chordata, Actinopteri, Centrarchiformes, Centrarchidae. The transcript has 15 exons. Gene Ontology annotation, biological process: transcription by RNA polymerase I; nucleotide-excision repair; transcription by RNA polymerase II. The record is from RefSeq and is a predicted model, not a curated record.